GCAGGCACAAGUACGAGCAAGUUGUGAGAAGCUUCCCUGUGAUGGGGAAGAUUGAAGGCUGUGGUUUCCCCGAGAGCCUUCCUUGUUGUCUGGCCAGCUCACUGCUGUCUUGGCAUAACCUUGGCAGACUCAUUUUCCUCAUGUUUUCGGGGAGAUUGAGUGAAACAUGGAAUAAGCUUCAUUACCACUCGUUUGCAGUGAGUAAGAAAAGGGAGAGAAAAGCCUGCUCCUCCCUGAUUCGGUCCUUUCCUCUUUUUUUCCUUUCCUGUUGUUGCCACCACAUUCCUGAUGUCAUUCCUGCCAUUGUGAGCCGGCAGGCUGGCCCGCCCUCCCGGUCUGGAGGACAGCCUGUCACUAAGUCCGGGAACUGGAUGAAUGUCCCUGAAGGGUCGACCACCACCGUGAUCCUUGGGGUUACCUCCUCAGUGCCCUCCUUGCCGCUCCCCAACAUCCUCCUGAUGGCCAACGUCACCUGGCCCCAGGGUCAGUUUUCCACCCACAACACACCUGGCUGUGCUCCUGUCAUCACCCUCAGCAGGAUUCUCCCCCUGAAGUUUGUGGAGCUACAAAUCUGUGACCGGCUCCAGCGCAUCCUGCGGAUUAGGACAGUGACUGAGAAGAUCUACUACAUGAAGCUCCACGAAAGACACCCGGAGACCGUGUUUCACUUCUGGAUCCGCUUGGUGAAAAUCCUGCAGAAAGGUCUGUCCAUCACCACCAAAGACCCGAGAAUCCAGUUCACUCACUGCCUGGUGCCCAAGAAGCCCUGCAGCUCCACUGAAACAACACCUGAAAGCAGCCUCCUGUCAUCCUCCCAGCCCAGCGAAAACUUCUUGCUGUGGAAAGCCGAGCAGACUAGCGACAUUUUCUCACACUUCCCAGGAAGAGUCCAUCUCACAGAAGACAGAAAACAGGCCACUAAAAUCAAGGAUUGCAAGAGCGACAGGAAGACACCCUUGCCGGUGGCAUCUUCAGCCAAUGUGAUUGUACCUAUGAGAGCCGUUUUGGGCCACAGCCUCUGGGAACAAGAGAAUCCAGACGAGUGCUUACCACAGGCUCCUGUAGCCAGUUCCCUAGGAGAGAACUUACUGGGACCCUGACACCCACCCAAACGGGUGAUCUUCCUGGCUUUAGUCGGCGCACUGGCUACAGCCUCCCAUCAUGCUGUUUUCCCACCGUGGGCCAAUGACCAUGGGAGAAGUAAGAUGGUGUUUAAAACAAGGUGCUCCUAUACUUCCACCAAUAAACCUCCA
Messenger RNA from Myotis brandtii (Brandt's bat), 1253 nucleotides. It is a transcript of the gene GARIN1A, whose product is annotated as family with sequence similarity 71, member F2. The transcript is spliced from 5 exons. Gene Ontology annotation, cellular component: nucleus. Lineage: Eukaryota; Metazoa; Chordata; Mammalia; Chiroptera; Vespertilionidae. The record is from RefSeq and is a predicted model, not a curated record. The coding region runs from base 42 to 1100 and encodes 352 amino acids.